Messenger RNA from Ilex paraguariensis (yerba mate), 2346 nucleotides. The record is from the annotation of a GenBank genome assembly. NCBI's taxonomy places the organism in Eukaryota, Viridiplantae, Streptophyta, Magnoliopsida, Aquifoliales, Aquifoliaceae.
AUGGCUGCUGUUGCUGCUGCUACUUGUUCUUCCUCGUUUUGUUUUUCGUCUUCUCGGACCUUGUUCUUCCUGGUUUUGGUCGAGCUUGCAAGUUGCAUGUCUAGUGGAAUUAGCUUGGGCUCGAGAUUGUUGGCUAAUGAGAACCAAACAUGGGUUUCUGACAAUGGGACCUUUGCUUUCGGCUUUACUCCUACAGACUCAACUGACCGACUGCAAUUGGCAAUAUGGUUUGCAGAGCUCCCCGGAGAUCGCACCCUGGUUUGGUCUGCAAAUAUAAAAUCUCCAGUCAGCAAAGAUGCAAUCUUGGAGUUCGACACCACCGGAAAUCUCAUGCUAGUCGACAGAGACACCACUGUAUGGACGUCAAACACCUCCGGAGUAGGCAUUGAAACGGCAGUUAUGGCAGAUAAUGGAAAUUUCAUUCUAUACAACAUUGACCUGAAUAUUGCAUGGCAAAGCUUUUCACACCCAUCAGAUACACUGUUGCCUGGCCAACCUUUAACGGUCUCACAAGAGCUGACUUCAUCAAGGUCACCUUCGCAUGGUGGUUAUUACACACUCGAAAUGUUGCAACAACCCACUUCACUGAGCCUUGCACUCACCUACAAUUUGCCAGAAUCUUAUGACACAUCGCCAGAUUCUUACACCAACUACUCCUACUGGUCAGGACCUGAUAUAUCCAAUGUCACCGGGGAUGUUGUUGCAGUUAUGGAUGAAGCAGGAAGCUUUGGAAUAGUGUACGGUUCAUCGUUGGAUGGAGCUGUAUAUGUUUACAAGAAUGAUGGAGAUAAUGGAGGACUAUCAUCAACUGCAAAUCAAUCAGUCACAGGAAGGUCAUCAGUUCUUCGAAGGUUAACCCUUGAGACUAAUGGAAAUCUACGUUUGUAUCGAUGGGACAAUGAUCUUAAUGGGUCACGCCAAUGGGUACCAGAGUGGGCAGCAGUGUCUAACCCAUGUGAUAUUGCUGGUAUAUGUGGCAAUGGGAUAUGUAAUUUGGACAGAAGCAAGACAAAUGCUUCUUGUACAUGCUUGCCAGGGACUUCUAAGGUGGUCAAUUCUGUCCAGUGCUCAGGAAAUUCUUCUUUAACUGGAAAAUGUGGCCCUCAUCGUGAGAAUUUAACAUCUCAGAUUAAGAUAGAAAGUGUGCAGCAAACCAAUUACUAUUACUAUGAAUCAUCAGUAAUAGCAAACUAUAGUGAUAUAACGACAGUAUCUAAGUGUGGUGAUGUUUGUUUAUCAGAUUGCAACUGUGUUGCGUCUGUUUAUGGGCUUAGUGAGGAAAAGCCAUACUGUUGGGUUCUGCGGAGGUUGGAGUUUGGAGGAUUUGAGGACCCAGGCUCAACCUUGUUUGUCAAGGUUGAGGCUAAUGGCACCCCAACACGAGCGACCAACACCAAAAAAUCUGGGGAUUCUUCAAAAGGGUCAGGGAGUGCCCAUGAUAAGGCCUUGGUUCUUCCUAUUGUCCUCAGCAUGACGCUUCUAAUUGGGCUGCUCUGUUGCUUAUUGUAUAUCAGUGUCCAUAGAAGGAGAUCCUUAAAGAGAGUUCUUAAAAACUCCCUGAUUGUGUCAGGUGCUCCGAUGAAUUUCAGUUAUCGUGAUUUGCAAUGCAAGACUAACAAUUUUUCCCAGUUGCUUGGAACAGGUGGAUUUGGAAGUGUAUAUAAGGGAAGCUUAGGAGACGGGACAUUGGUAGCGGUAAAAAAGCUUGACAGGGUUUUGCCUCACGGGGAGAAGGAAUUUAUAACCGAAGUCAACACCAUUGGCUCUAUGCAUCAUAUGAACUUGGUUCGUCUGUGUGGGUACUGUUCUGAGGGGUCACACCGGCUUCUUGUUUAUGAGUUCAUGAAAAAUGGGUCCUUGGAUAAAUGGAUAUUUCCCUCAUAUAAUUGUCGAGACAGACUUCUAGACUGUUACGGGAUGCUGCUUCUCGAGAUUGUUGGUGGCCGGAGAAACCUAGACAUGACUUUCAGCACAGAGGACUUCUUCUUCCCUGGAUGGGCUUUCAAGGAGAUGACAAAGGGGACAACGAUGAAAGUAGCAGACAGAAGACUAGAAGGAGCAAUCGAAGAAGAAGAGCUCGUGAGAACUUUGAAAGUAGCAUUCUGGUGCAUCCAGGAUGAGGUUUUUAUGAGACCUUCAAUGGGUGAAGUAGUGAAGAUGUUGGAAGGAUCAGUUGAUAUUAAUGUACCACCAAUGCCGCAGACAGUUUUGGAGUUGAUUGAAGAAGGCUUAGAUCAUGUAUAUAAGGCCAUGAAGAGCGAGUUCAAUCAUUUCAGCUCUUUCACCAUCCCUAGUCAUCCAUUAUCUAAUGCUACAUGUAGUUAUUCCACAAUGUCACCUAGAUAG